UCGAUAACGAAAUUGGAGCGAAGAGAGCAAUCAAAAGCAGAAAGCAAAGAGGUGGUUCUAGAGAGUAAUGGAGGAUUUGCAGAGUGUUCUUUUGGAUCGCAACUUAACAGUUUCCAGUGUCCCAGAAAAGGGUCGUUCCCUCUUUGUAACAAAGGAUUUUUACCCUGGGGAGGUAAUCAUAAGUCAAGAGCCUUAUGUUUGUGUUCCAAACAACAACUCAGUUCAGAAAAGGUGCGAAGGAUGUUUUACAACAACUAACCUUAAGAAAUGCUCACGGUGCCAAGUUGUGUGGUACUGUGGAACCUCUUGUCAGAAGUUAGAGUGGAAGUUUCAUCGUCUUGAAUGUGAGGUCCUCUCUCGGCUAGACAACGACAAGAAAAAAUAUGUCACACCAUCCAUUCGAUUGAUGGUUAAACUUUAUCUUCGAAGGAAGCUGCAAAAUGAGAAGAUCAUACCAAGCACUGUUAUGGACAACUACAACUUGGUGGAGGCUUUAGUGUCUCACAUGUCUGACAUCACCAAGGAGCAACUGCUGCUGUAUGCGCAGAUGGCUAAUCUAGUAAACGUGAUACUACAGUGGCCUGAAAUCAAUAUAAAAGAGAUUGCAGAAAAUUUUUCUAAGUUUGCAUGCAAUGCACAUACCAUUUGUGACAGCGAGUUGAGACCAUUGGGAACAGGAUUGUAUCCGGUUAUUUCCAUUAUCAAUCACAGCUGCUUGCCCAAUUCUGUGUUGGUUUUUGAGGGAAGGUCAGCGUCAGUUCGAGCUGUGCAACAUGUUCCCAAAGGUAGUGAGGUACUAAUAAGUUACAUAGAGACUGCUGGAAGCACUAUGACUCGACAGAAAGCUCUCAAAGAGCAGUACCUAUUCAAUUGUACAUGUCCUCGCUGUUCUAAACUGUUAGUUUUGAAGGGCCAGUAUGAUGAUAUCCGAGAAAGUGCAAUUCUAGAAGGAUACAGAUGUAAAAAUGAAAAAUGUGAUGGUUUCUUGCUUCGUACUACUGAUGGAAAAGGAUUCCAAUGCCAACAAUGUGGUUUGGUUAGGGAAAAGGAAGAGAUAAAGAAAACUGCAACCGAGAUAAAAUCACUAUCAGAGGAAGAAGCUUCUAAGCUUUCAUCUGCCGGCUAUUAUCAAGAAGCUAUUUCCAUAUAUAAAAUGAUUGAGAAACUGCAAACAAAACUCUAUCAUCCUUUCUCCAUCAACUUGAUGCGAACUCGAGAGAAGAUUUUGAAGUCAUUGAUGGAGCUGGAACAUUGGAGUGAGGCUUUAGCAUACUGCAAAUUGACCAUACCAGUCUAUCAAAGUGCAUAUCCAGCUAUUCACCCUCUGCUCGGUUUGCAGUACUAUACAUGUGGAAAACUUGAAUGGUAUCUGGGAGAAACAGAGGAAGCCGUGAAAUCACUGACCAAGGCAGUGGAUAUACUAAGGAUUACUCAUGGGACAAACACACAUUUUGUGACGGAACUUUUGAUGAAGUUGGAAGAAGCCCGUGCCGAAGCAUCUUACAAAUCUUCCUCUAAAGAGUAGGACAGUAGGAUUCAACUAUGAUUCCCCAAUACUUCAUAUGGCUUGACCAAUA
This is a messenger RNA of Arachis ipaensis, 1577 nucleotides long. The record is from RefSeq and is a predicted model, not a curated record. Lineage: Eukaryota; Viridiplantae; Streptophyta; Magnoliopsida; Fabales; Fabaceae.